Messenger RNA from Neltuma alba, 597 nucleotides. RefSeq lists its product as uncharacterized. The coding region runs from base 1 to 597 and encodes 198 amino acids. The transcript has a single exon. The record is from RefSeq and is a predicted model, not a curated record. NCBI's taxonomy places the organism in Eukaryota, Viridiplantae, Streptophyta, Magnoliopsida, Fabales, Fabaceae.
AUGAAUCCAAUUGAGGCUGAAGGUUGGAUUGAUAAACUGGAGACCAUCUUCAGAGCUGCCCUUUGCACUACUCAAAAUAAGGUGCAAGUAGCUAUUAUGCUGUUAGAGGGACAAGCUAAGCGCUGGUGGGAAAGUGUGAGCCCAGCUGAUAACUCACAAAUUACUUGGGAUGAAUUCAAAAGGAUGUUCUUUGAUCACUACUUCCCGUCUGCCCUACGUCAAGACAAGGAAUCAGAGUUCUUUGCCUUGCAACAAGACAAUAUUCAUGAAGAUGACUUCAUCGCUAAGUUUAUAGACCUAUCCAAAUAUGUGACAUUGUUGUGGAGGGAUGAGCACUUAGGUUGGAUGGCUAGGCAAUUACAAGAAAGGGCUAGACCAAACUUGAAGCAACAACUAGCCCUAGUUCCAAUGACCGAUUUUGGAGACAUAUGUAUCAACCUUCGAGUUACAGCUAGGCGAACUGGUGAGGCUGAUGAAGCUCGUAGAAGGGAUUCUCAAGGGCGAUUUUCCUUAUACCCUGGACCAACUGGAGGGGUUAGUAAGAGAAAUAUUAUGGGCACAGGAAGUGUAGGUCCAUAUGGAAGAAUCAAAACUUAA